Messenger RNA from Sclerotinia borealis F-4128, 726 nucleotides. The record is from the annotation of a GenBank genome assembly. Lineage: Eukaryota; Fungi; Ascomycota; Leotiomycetes; Helotiales; Sclerotiniaceae.
AUGGACUACCAAAACCGCGCUGGCAGCAAAUUCGGCGGUGGCGGCGUUGCUUCGACCAGCGCAACUAACGCCGACCGUCGCGAGCGUCUCCGCAAACUCGCUCUCGAAACCAUCGACCUAGACAAAGAUCCCUACUUCUUCAAAAACCACGUCGGAUCAUUCGAAUGUCGCCUCUGUCUCACCGUACACCAAAACGAUGGUUCCUACCUCGCGCACACGCAAGGUCGCAAGCAUCAAACCAAUCUCGCGCGACGUGCCGCUCGAGAGCAAAAAGAAGGACGGGCGGGAACCGAUCCCAUCACCGGGUUGCCCGUCGGCAUGGUAGGAGCCCAAGUCAGCGUGCGCAAAAACAUGGUGAAGAUUGGACGGCCAGGGUACAAGAUUACGAAGACGCGGGAUCCGGUUACGAGACAGCAGGGCUUGUUAUUUCAGUUACAGUAUCCGGAGAUAGUAUCGGAUGUGCAGCCGCGGAUUCGGUUCAUGAGUGCGUAUGAGCAGAAGGUGGAGGACCCGGACAAGGACUUUCAGUAUAUGUUGGUAGCGGCGGAGCCAUAUGAGACGUGUGGGUUUAAGUUGCAGGCGAGGGAGAUUGAUCGCUCAAAUGAUCGGUAUUGGACUUGGUGGGAUUCGGAUUUGAAGGAGUUUUGGGUGCAGAUUAUGUUCAAGACGGAGAGAGAGGAGAGAUAUAGUGGCGUGCCGGGGCUGGCUUCCAGUCAGAUGAAAUGA